Molecule: messenger RNA, 1278 nt
Organism: Closterium sp. Yama58-4
Lineage: Eukaryota; Viridiplantae; Streptophyta; Zygnematophyceae; Desmidiales; Closteriaceae
Source: the annotation of a GenBank genome assembly
AUGUCGCACGCGUCUACCAUUUUGGGUGGAACACGUGCCUGUGCGACAGAUGGCGACCCUCGAAUUGAUGCCACCCUCGAACCUGCGCCGAUUGUACCCUCUAAACGACCAGCAACCUCCUCUGCCCCCCAGGUCACUGACGAAACUUACCUCAACUUCCUCGCAUGGAUGAGCCACCAGGCUAUCAAACCUGCUCCUACCAUGCCCCCAGCCACAGCCGUAACAGAGGCCCCAGCAGCACCACCGACUCAAGCUGGUGAGGCAAAUGCUGGAGCGACGGGAGUAGUCCAGGAUGGGGAAGCCAUCGCCAUCCCCAACACUGCCAGUCAGACCCCGUUCACCCCGGGCGCUUCCGUAAUCCCUGUGAAGGCACGCACUGCUACUCUUCAUCCGCGUGUGGAGUCCGGAGUACUGCUUGAGGCUCAGUUAGAGGAUCUGAACAACACGCUGCAGAUCUCCCGCCAACGCGAGCAGGAACUUCAAGACGAGAAUGACAACAAGGACCUCGAGCUCGAGCACCUCCGGACCGUCGUUGAAGAGCAGCGGCAACGCAUCGAUGCUCUCGAGAAUCGGUCCGUCACGGUGGCUGCACCGCCGCAAAUCGCGGCCCAGAGUGGCACCGUCAUUCAGGGCCCCGUUCUGUUGUUUGACAUCAACAAACUUGAUGUCAUUGGUGGUGUCGUGCAGCUUUCGACGAAGCUCACGGAUGAACUUCAGAUCAAGAAAUUCACGGGCGACUCCAUUCACUGGCUCACAACAGUUGCGCCUGGAAGUUACAUGAGUUUCUACCCCGACUGGCAAGAGCUGCAACACACCGUUGCCAUGAAGUAUUUAGAGGACGGGGUAAGCAACGAUGAGUUCUACUACGCCGUUUCCAGGAACUGUCCCUAUGGUUCAAUUUGGCAUUGCGGUGAAGACGAGCGCCCGUUUUCGAACCUUGGGUGGAUCAUGGCAGUGUGCAAGGCCUUCGGUGGCGUUAAGGCUACUACCUGGAACAUCAAGCUUGUUGCAGCUGCGUACGUGUGCUACGUGGUUGAGUGGCCAAUGGCCAACGCUAAGGGAACCAAGAUUCCCGCCAUGUCUGGCAACGAGCUUCUCAACACUCAGAACAUGCAGAGGAAGAUAAGUGAGAUUAUUUCAUGGCUGAAAGUGUGGUACCAGCGUGACCCUAGUAUCUGGAAUCCUGCUCACCCUGCUGGCUUUUCUAUGUGCAAGGCAGUAAAGAUCGAGAUUGAAGGAUUUGAGAGGCAAUUUUUCCCUGAUGGUGUUCCUGCCUAA